AUGUCUGCCGAAGAAUCCAUUUAUUCGAGAUAUAAAAAUGCCACGAGCGUGUCCACUCCGCCAAUUUCGCCUUGGGCAUUAGGAAUAGGAAACACACCUAGUCCCUACCCUUUGUCUUUCAAAGUUGACGGAACUGCAAAAGGUCAAAGCAAAAACCGUGGGCAACAGACAAUCUCCUAUGAGACAGAAGCCGAUCAAACCCGCGGAAAUUAUGAAGACCUGCUCACCUCUUAUCGGGAAGAUGCCAGUAAGGUCGACCGAUCUCCCAGUUCCUCAAGACCGCGAUCGAUCUUGGCGCAAACGACACCCACAAAAAAAAUGUUGUCAUUACGCCUUGACAAGACACCUCCCCCUGAUCAAAAGCCGACGCCGAGGCCAUCAAGACUGCACGGACAAAGUUCAUUCAUGGGCUUCGAUCCAUUCGCACACGAGCACAUGGGCUCACCAACGAUUUCUUAUACGUCUGUCGGUAGCAGCGUCUUUAAGCGUCCGUCACAGGUUUCUCUCUCCCAGUUCGAUGAAAAAUUAAGCUUCAGGGAGGAUCCGUCCAUCGCCACGACAUUUGAUCCGGAAAAAGACAAACAUCUGUACGAAACUUCAUUGGAUCUUUACAGAAGUUUCAGCAAGGGAAGUAGCAAAGAUACCGAGAGUUUCUUCUGGGAAUAA
Molecule: messenger RNA, 666 nt
Organism: Acaulospora colombiana
Lineage: Eukaryota; Fungi; Glomeromycota; Glomeromycetes; Diversisporales; Acaulosporaceae
Source: the annotation of a GenBank genome assembly